Messenger RNA from Loxodonta africana (African savanna elephant), 2723 nucleotides. Its product is annotated as tripartite motif-containing protein 5-like. Gene Ontology annotation, biological process: regulation of viral entry into host cell; positive regulation of autophagy; regulation of protein localization. The record is from RefSeq and is a predicted model, not a curated record. The transcript is spliced from 5 exons. Gene Ontology annotation, cellular component: cytoplasm; cytosol; nucleoplasm. Gene Ontology annotation, molecular function: protein kinase binding; zinc ion binding; ubiquitin protein ligase activity. Lineage: Eukaryota; Metazoa; Chordata; Mammalia; Proboscidea; Elephantidae. The coding region runs from base 277 to 1032 and encodes 251 amino acids.
ACUUUCGUUUCUCCCUCAGCUCCUCUCUUUGUGAAGCUCUGGCUCCUCUCUUGCCCUGUGACUUCCAACCACAGCUGCCCCUGGCCUGCUUUCUCUCUUCUAUCCCGAAUCUGGACUUCUGCACUGGGGACUGAAGGUGCAUGGGGCGGUUUGUGGAGGCAAAGGGUCGGAAACUUCUGGAAGAAAUAAUUGAAUUUGCUUGCCCAGCUACCCAGGACUCUGUGAGCAAGGAGAGCCUCCAGAGUCAGAACAGAAAGAAGCCAGAGAAGAGUAUCAAUGGCAUCUGCAAUCUUAGUGAACCUGCAGGAAGAGGUGACCUGCCCCAUUUGCUUAGAGCUUCUGAGAGAACCCCUGAGCCUAGACUGUGGCCACAGCUUCUGCCAAGCCUGUAUCACUGUGAACAGUAAGACAUCCAUGGUUAGCUCAGAAGGGGAGAGCACCUGUCCUAUGUGCCGGAUCAAAUACCAGGCUGACAACCUACGGCCUAAUCAGCAUUUGGCCAACAUAGUAGAGAAACUGAGGGAGGUCAAAGUGAGCCUGGAGGAGAAGGGGCAAACGGGAGAUGUCUGUGAGCGCCAUGGAGAGAAACUAUUGCUCUUUUGUAAGGAGGACGGGAAGGUUAUUUGCUGGCUUUGUGAGCGAACUGAGGAACACCGUGGUCAUCAUACGUUCCUUGUGGAGGAGGUUGCCCAGGAGAACCAGGCAAAACUCAAGGCAGCUCUUGAAAGGCUGAGAAUGAAGCAGAAGGAAGCUGAGAAGCUGGGAGCUGACAUCAGAGAAGAGAGGGCUUCCUGGAAGAAUCAGAUAGAGACUGAGAGACAAAAUGUCCAAGCACAGUUUAAUCAGCUGAGAGAUAUUCUGGACAGUGAGGAGCAGUGUGAACUACAAAAGCUGCAGAAAGAGAAGGAGAAUAUUAUGGAUAACCUGGCAGAGGGUGAGAAUGAACUGGCCCAGGAGAGCCAAUUGGUGGAAGAGCUCGUCUCAGAUCUGGAGCAUCGACUGCAGGCGUCCUCAGUAGAGAUGCUGCAGUGAGUGAUAGUCCCUGUUGCUCCAUAUCCUCACCAGCAUUUGGUAUUGUCAGUGUUUUGGAUGGUAGCCAUUUCAGUAGGUAUGUAGUGGCAUUUGUUGUUGUUUUAAUUUGAAAUUCCCUAAGGAUAUGUGAUGUGGAGCAUCUUUUCAUAUACUUAUUUGCCAUGUGUAUAUCUUCUUUGGUGAAGUAUCUGUUCAGAUCUUUUGCCCAUUUUUUAAAUUGGGUUAUCUGUUUUUUUUUUUAUUGGAAACCCUGGUGGCGUAGUGUUAAGCGCUGUGGUGCUAACCAAAAGGUCAGCAGUUCAAAUCCACCAGGAACUCCUUGGAAACCCUAUGUGGCAGUCCUACUCUGUCCUCUAGGGUUGCUAUGCAUCAGAAUUGACAAAACGGCAAUAGGUUUAGUUUUUCUUUUUGGGGGGGGGAGGUUUAUUGUUGACUUUUAGGAGUUCCUUGUAUAUUUCGGGUACAAGUCCUUUAUCAGAUUUGUGUUUUUACAAAUAUUUUCUUAAGUCUAUGGAUAAAUAAAUAAAUAAAUCUAGAUACUGACCUUAUACCUUUCGCAGAAGUUAACUCAAUAUUGAAUCACACACCUUAAUGUAAAACUCCAAGCUCUAAACCUUCUAUGAAAUAACAUAGGAUAAAUUGUAGGUGAUGAAUUUUUAGAUAAAAGACAAAAACUGUGAUUUAUGAAAGAAAAAAAUGAUCUAAGUUGGACUUAGUUAAAAUUAAAAACAUAUGCUCUGUGAAAGACAUUGUUGGCCUAGUCUUUGGAUACAUGAAAGAUGGAAAGUACAGUAAAGGUGAUUAAAUAUAUUGGCGUAUAUCUCUUCAAACAAAUUAAACAGUAUGACAAUGACGAAGAGCAGAUGGCUAAAAGCAAUUAAGGAUGUUGACUGAUCUGAGUUGGUAGAAACUGGAGUUUAGGGUAAGAUAUUGUUUUUAGGACUGUAAAUAAGUGGAUUUGGUAACGUUAUGGGUUUAAGAGAGGAAACAACAUGGCUGGCAGUCAGUAAUUUUGGUGUUAGACACCCUGAAUUUUCUGGUCUUUAGCUUCUUCACUACUAAAUCCAUUGGCCUGCAUUUAAGAGACAAAUCUGAGAAUAAGAUAGAGAAUUGGAAUUAACAGCACAUGUGUGUGAUGAAUUUAGAGGAAUAGAUGAGGUUACUUGCAGUUAGCGUACAGAAUGAGAAGAACAAGGCUUGAGAAAUAGCUGUGUAAAUAUACAAGUUUGCUUGUGCCCUCAGCAAGAACCAUGAAAGCUUUAUAGGACCGUUGUUAUUAAUUACUCAUCUUUGAUUCUCCAAAGCCUAGUAUGUUGUUAUGUCUUGUGCCACUGAGUCAAUUCCGACUCAUAGCAACCCUGUGGAAUAGAACUGGUUUCCUAGGUUGUUAUUUUUAUGGGAGCAGAUUGCCAGGUCUUUCCUCCCAUGAAGCACCUGGUACGUUCAAACCACCAACCUUUCAGUUAGUAGCUGAUUGCUUAACCGUUGUGUCACCAGUGCUCCUAAAGCCUAGUAUAAUAUGUAGCAAAUCAUAGUGUUUCAGUUUGCAUGUGUAUUCAAUAAAUGAGAGAACAAAGUAUUAUUCUAGUCAUUUCGUGUGAGGUACCUACCAUAAGCAUUUGGGAUGAAAAAAGAAUGAUGGGCCUUUUGUUUUUUUUUCGUACUGUAUUCCACUUCGUAUUGGAAACGUC